Molecule: messenger RNA, 3460 nt
Organism: Cydia fagiglandana
Lineage: Eukaryota; Metazoa; Arthropoda; Insecta; Lepidoptera; Tortricidae
Gene: Son
Product: protein Son
Exons: 14
Coding region: 56-2590 (844 amino acids)
Biological process (GO): regulation of mRNA splicing, via spliceosome; regulation of cell cycle
Molecular function (GO): RNA binding
Source: RefSeq, a predicted model, not a curated record
CAGAACUCGACAAAAUGGUGGUUGUUUUCAUGUGAAUUUGAUUGAAAUACAAAAAAUGACGAGCUUAAUUGACAAAAUAGAGUUGCUAAUCAAGAGAGAAAAAACCACUCCGGAGCGAAAGAAAAAAGAAGACGCUUCAAAAUCCUCCAGUGAAAUUCUUUCAGAGCUAUUCAGUGCCUUCAACGCCGAUCCUCCCAAAAUCGAUGAAGCUUCUCUGAAGAAAUCAAAGAAAAACAAAAAGAAACAUAAGAAGGAGAAGAAGAAACGGAGUCGGAGCAGUAGCAGCAGCAAUUCUGAUGAUAGCGACUACUCUCCCAAGCACAAGAAACGGAAAAAGAGCAAGUCUAAGAAAAAGCGCGAUAGGUCGCGGUCAAGCACACCUAGCAAAAGCAACAUACCGCCUAAAAUUAAAGCCGAUUUAGAGGCGAUAAGAAUCAAAAAUGAGUCCGGUCGCAUUAGCUCUGAUGAUUUGCGCCACGAAAUAAAGCUUAAAACAGAACCUAAAGAAGUACAACACCGGAGAGUCUCUAUUAAAAUAGAAGAGCCGCAAAACUACAGCGUCGACGUUUCUAACUUCGAUGCUAGUCUCAUUCCUAUGCCAGAUUCUCCUAAACACGAGGACUUACGUCAAAAGUUAGACAGUAAAAAACAAGAAGCUGAAGACAAGUCUAAGAGUAAAAUUCAAAUUAAGAAUUUGAAGUUUAGUGCAGUGUUUGAGGAGACUGUUAAGAAAGCAGAGGAAGAAGCCAGGAAGAAAGCUGAGAAGUUUGAGGAAGGUGAAUACACAGACUCGUCCAGCAGUAGUGAGAAGCCAGAAGUUCCCAAUGCAGAGUUCCCCAAAUCCUCGGAUCCUGGAGGUAUACUUAAGAAGCAAGCCGCAGAAGAGUCUAAAGUGUCAGAUGAAGAUAGGACUGAUAGGAGCCACUCUAAGAAAUCCAAAGAAAGCACCCACAAAUCUUCAAGAAGGGACAGAAGCAGAUCCAGAAGAAGGUCAAUCAGCAAGUCCCGCCGCUCCCGCUCCCGGUCCGCUUCGCGCCGCCACCGUCGCUCUCGCUCGCGCGGCCACGAGCGGUCGCGGCGCCGCUCGCGGUCGCGGUCGCGUGAGCGGGACCGACACGAGCGGGACAGGCACCGGCCGAGGCAUGUGUCGCCGAGACACAGGGGGAGGAGGUCCAGGUCGCCAACCGGGGUGAAGCUAGCAGACAGCGAGAAGAAGCGUCUUCUAGAAGUAGCGAGAAGGAACGCCAUCAACAUGCUGAAGAACGGCGCCGUGCCCGCCGGCGCUGCCGCGUUACCGCCGCACACUAGGAACCAGGUCAUGGCUGCCAUACAAUCAGGAGGUAAAUCCGUCGACGAGCUAACAGAUUUCUGCAAGCACUUGUCAAAGAAAGAAGCCCUCGGAGAACUGUCUUCCGUCUCAUCUCACGACGAAGACAUGAGCGAGAACGAAGAUACGCUCGCUUUCCAUCAUCCAUUCCUUGUCAAAGAGAAGGCUCCUAUUGUUAUGAAUAUAAGGGGCGGAGCGCCACUCCCGAUCAAGACCAAUCCACUGCCCAUAGCCAACAAGGAAGAGCUGCGACUACAAUUCCCCGUGUCUUCAGGGUCGCAACACAGGGAAAAGGCCUCUGAAUGGGUACCCGUUUCACCGCCGAAAAAAGAUAUGCAAGUUGCGAAACUGAACUCGAAAACAACAGCCGCCAAACCCGCUGCUAUCGCUCCUGCGGAAACUGCUGUGACUAAAGCGGCGCCGCUGGCGCUGCCCGCGCCGCCCGCGGCCGCGCCGGCGCCGGCGCCGCCGCCCUACAUGAAGGGGUUCACCACCGGCACGCAACUAGCUUCAGUUCCGACACCGGCAUUGCCUGCCCCCGGACCCCAAGCUUAUCCACCAGGAAUUGAACCUCCGAAAGUUAUUGACGUCGCGUCGAUCGUCUCACAGAAGCUGCUAAUGAUAAGAAAGGAGCAGGAACAGAACGAGUUGUCUACCACUCGUGGCUCGUCUGCUCACCAGUUCGGCUGGUCGACCAAGGCGGGCCAGUUCACCGGCUCCACGGGCGCCCAGAUCCUCACCCCCAAGGAGCUCGCGAGCGGCACGCAGGCCUGGGCCAAGAAGGAUCAACUCAUGAGGGCAGCACCAGUAGGAGGGGGGAUGGGCAUGCACCUCCUCCAGAAAAUGGGAUGGACCCCGGGCCAAGGGCUCGGAAAAGAGGGCACGGGGACCCUGCAACCGUUACUGUUAGAGGUCAAACUGGACACGAGAGGUCUGCAGGCUAAAGAAGAGGUCAGUACGAGGAACAACAAAGGAAUGAAAGUUCAACGUCAGCCGCGGCGGGGCGGCGCAGCGCCCGCGUUAGUAGCGGGCGGAAAACAUCCCGUGUCUUUACUUGGAGAGUACUGCUCUAAACAGAAACUCGGACCGCCCGAAUAUAACCUGUGCUUCGAGUGCGGCCCUGAUCAUAAGAAGAAUUUCUUGUUUAAGGUAAGAGUAGCGGGCGUGGAAUACCAGCCGGCGGUGGCGAGCGCCAACAAGAAACAGGCCAAAGCUGAUGCCGCGCAACUGGCGCUACAGAAACUGGGCAUCGUCACCCCUUAACUAUGAAACCAUAGACUAUAAUUAAAAAGUUAAUUUCACAGACAGCAUAAGAGUAUAACGAACCCUGAUAAUUGGAUAAAUUUAUGUUCAAAGGAGUUUUGAUUGUUACAUAGUCAACAGAAGAUAUAAUAGGAAAGUAUUGUAGACCUAAAGGCAGCAAUCUAUUGCUGCCUUUAGGUCUACGAUACUUACACUCUAGUGUCCUUUAAAAAUAGAUGUGAAUGACUACUUUUCCAUUUUAAAUCUUUAGAUAGUUUAAUUAGUUUAUGCUCUAAUAAAUGCAAGUUUGACAGGAUUGAUGCAUGGAUUUCGCACAGUAAGUAAAAUGGGCAUGGCAUAGGUACACAAGUUUUAUAGUCUGUAUAAAUGCAUAGGUACCUAAUGUCCCAAAAAUUAUCUUUAGAUGAAAGUGAGAGUGGAGCUAAUGGAAGGUUCACAGAGUGAAGGAUUAGUAAACCAACACAUUACGGAUUUAUGUAACUAAAUAUAGGUACCUAAAAAUCCGGAUUGGAAUGUAUUUUAUAAUAAAUAGAAAGAUGAUGUUCAAGGUUUGAUUUUAAGCACAUAUAGGACUAGUUUGGUGCUUACGUGUUGCUCACCAUGAUUUUAUAAAGCAAUAAGCAUUUCACAAUAAGGCUGGCAUAUUAAAACUUUUUUUUUAGGCCUUAUCAACUUAUUUCUAUGAAUCUUGAUUUCUUCAUGUAAAUAAAUUUAAAACUUAUUUAUAGUUUUAGUUAAAAGUUAGACGGUAUACUUUUCAAGUUUUGUUUCAUUGAUUUAAAUAACAUUACUGAUUAACAUCCACAUGAGAUGAAUGUUUACACAUGUUAUUUACUGAAAUAAUCGGAAAUAAAGUUAUGAUUUAUAUAA